Molecule: messenger RNA, 2620 nt
Organism: Drosophila serrata
Lineage: Eukaryota; Metazoa; Arthropoda; Insecta; Diptera; Drosophilidae
Gene: Rchy1
Product: Ring finger and CHY zinc finger domain containing 1
Biological process (GO): protein ubiquitination; ubiquitin-dependent protein catabolic process
Cellular component (GO): nucleus
Molecular function (GO): zinc ion binding; ubiquitin protein ligase activity
Source: RefSeq, a predicted model, not a curated record
AGCUCCGGCCGACCGACUCACUGGCAGCAACAAGUGGAACAGCCUCCCAUAUGCUCAGUUGGAAAUCGCAUCUGACGCCGCUCGAGUCAGGAAUCAACAAGUCCGUUUCCGCGAGUUGAACGCGCGGUUUCGUCGUGGCCGUCGCCGUGGCUUUUAAUUCAAUUGAUUUCGAUUUCGAGCUCCGGCCGACGAUUUUCUCCAUGCGGCUGUCUGCCCAGUGUCACAUUGGGCAACCGAAAUUUUGGACGACAGCCUUUGAAUACAUGAGGAAAUAAAUACAUGAAAGUUAGUCCCGAAAAGAGAGUUCGAGCUGGGGGGCGAGCGCGCAAUCAGAGUUUAAAAGCUGCUCGCGUAGACGGAGCGGAUGGAUACAAAGUCUACAUGUGUCGUCCCAAUAGCUACAUCGGCAAAUUAUUCAAAUGCUUCGCAGGCGGCAAUUGGAGAGGAGGCAUCAAUUAACAGAGACACCACUGCAACGUAGCAGGAGGAGCAAAGGCGAAACAAUAGUGGAAAAUCACAUACUCAUACAAGCAACAAAUAUUGGCAUUUAGCUCCUGCAACAAAAUGAAGAAGCGUCAGCUUCGGCCGCGCCGAAUAUCUCUAAAUGAAAACCACAACAAAUACUUGGGCAGCGGCCACAACGAUGUACAAAUAUUUACCAAUACAAAAGAACCCAAUCAAGUCAAUUUAAAUUCAUCGUCAAAGCUGCUGCUGACAACUACAGUGACGGCGACCUCAACUGAGGCUGACGCCGCGGCUGCGGCAGAGGCUGAGGCUGAAGCUGCUCUUCCCGCUUCGCUUCCAGCAGCCGCCCAGAUAGCACACCAACAGCAGUCUCGCCAGCAGCAAAGAAAGCAGCUGAUUAUGUCGCCUACAAUAAUGGCCGUUGAUUAUUUUCCACUGCGGUACAAGCUGCGAAAAUCCAAAUCCACGCCGAGUCUCAGUUUCGACGCGACGAGAUGCCCCAUGGCGGAGCAGCAGCCCGACUGUCGCAGCAUUUCCACAUUUUCACCACUGAACCCCGCCGCGGAGGCUACGCAAGUGCAGGAUCAACAUGAACAAUUUUCACGCAUCACCAGCACCAGCCAUAAGUGCAGCAAUAAUAUAAAUGCCACGCCUCCAACACCGGACUCCUUGCGCUUUGGCUGCUCUCACUAUAAACGGCGGGCUAUGUUUGUGACUCCGUGCUGCAAUAAAUUCUACAAGUGUCGUUUCUGCCAUGACGAGAACGAGACGCAUCACUUCGAUCGCAAGACACUCACCGAGCUGAUCUGCUCCGAAUGCAACACGCGGCAAACAGUUCGGGAAAAGUGCGAAAAUUGCGGCGUACGAUUUGGCAAGUACACCUGUCUGAUCUGCAACCUCUUCGAUGAUGCGGAUAAGCAGCAGUAUCAUUGUCAUGGCUGUGGAAUAUGUCGCAUCGGAGGAGCUGAGAACUUCUUCCACUGCGAGGUUUGCAAUAUGUGUCUGCCCAUCCAGCUGAAGAUCGAUGGCCACAGGUGUGUGGAGAACAUCUCGCGCUCCCAUUGCCCAGUUUGCCUAGGCGACAUUCACACUUCGCGCAUUCCCUGCCAUAUUCCCGACUGUGGUCACCUGCUGCACAAGAUGUGCUUCGACCAACUGCUUGCUUCGGGACAUUACACCUGUCCCACCUGCCAGACCUCUCUAAUCGACAUGACUGCGCUGUGGGAGUACCUGGACGACCAGGCUCAAAGAAUGCCGGUGCCGCUAAAAUAUGAGAAUCAACGAGUGCACAUCUUCUGCAACGAUUGUCACAAGACCUCUAAAACAAAAUUCCAUUUCAUUGGGCUCAAAUGCGUACAUUGCGGGGCCUACAACACAACGCAGGAUGUGAAACGUCGCCUGUCCUUGGUCACCGAUGAGCCAUCCUCGGCGUGAUUUCCACCGAUUCACACAAUGUCAACAACAACAGGAAAUCUCUCUUGCCAUGCUCAACACAUUUGAAUGCACAAAAUUGCUACAUAAACACACAACUGAAGUUGAAACGCAUUGAAUUUAGAUCAAAUUCGAGCUGGUAUCGAAUAGAAAACUCCCAAACAAAAACAAAAGGCUUAAUAAGUAACUCUUGGUUGUGCUCUGGGAACCCUAGAGACUUGGAAAUAUUUAGCUCAAAUAUAUUGUGAUAGAUCUUUAAAAGUGGUAUCUUAAUUAUUUGUUAAGUCUCUAGGGAAUCUCCGAACUCUGACCACUUUACUUUGAUUUACACUUUUGCACUGAACUUUCAAAAAAUUAAAAUUCACUCGAAUUUCAAGUAUUCUAUCCAUGAAAAUAAAUUUAGGUAAGCUUCGAGUCUUCCCAAGCAAAAAUACCUUUAGUCGUAACAAAUGUAUUUUUAAUAAAGAGAACUUGAAAACAAAACAAAAUCUUAGAAUAAAUCUUAAUUGAUUAAUACAUUAAAUCGAAAUGGACAAUUUUUUUAGUUAUUCCAUUGUAAUCUGCAAGAAGCGCCGAAGCUUCCUUACAUGUUGAAAAUUAAGUUUUUUUGUAGUGUUACAUUGCCUUGGGCUGUUAUUAAGGCCGCAAAGUGGCUUCAAGCCCUCGAAAAUAGAAUUUUCAUUCCUUUGAAAAUGGUAUUAUAGAAAACAAUUUAAUAAAUUGU